Molecule: messenger RNA, 834 nt
Organism: Eufriesea mexicana
Lineage: Eukaryota; Metazoa; Arthropoda; Insecta; Hymenoptera; Apidae
Exons: 3
Coding region: 1-834 (277 amino acids)
Source: RefSeq, a predicted model, not a curated record
AUGGCAGCGUCUGCGUUGGAAAUGUAUAUGACUUGUAUCGCCAAAUGCCUCACACAUGUCUCGAGAUACAGUCGAAUCGGAACGGGAGAGGAGAAUUUCCAUUUCACGGCAAACAAUUCGCGAUUGGAGUGCGACGAUAAACCAGCUUUUAGAACUCGUUUAGCCCUACCUUCCGAUUACGAAAGCGUAGCAGACUUCAUGUGCGAAUCGUAUUACAAACACGAACCGGUAGUCACUAAUAUCGGCCUAGAGGGCACAGAGGCGCCACCUGUUUGGAGAGACAUGAUGCUGGAGGAAGUAAAAGCCGGAUAUCGGAAGAACUGCAUCAUUGGUGCUGCCCUAAACUGCGUAACGUACGCCAGUGAAGCGAAGAAGCUGUAUAGUUUAGCAGAGAGUUGCGACGAGGGCCCGAUUCGUGACAUUAUCAAAUUUUUCGGAUACAUAGCCGAGGCGCCCAAACUUUGGGACCGCUACUGCGUCAAAGGUGUCUUCGAACUGUGCAGCAUAGCAAUAAGAAAUGAUUCUAAAGAGACUGGCGUUGCUAAGAGACUGGUGCUGGAAAGUUGGCUCCUAGCACGCGAUUGCAGCUACCGCUUGUUCCGCAUGGAUUGCAACAAUGUUUAUUGCGCACAGAUAGCCCGAGGUUUCGGCUGGCCAAUGAUUUGGAGCAUACCCUUCACUCAGUAUGUGAAAGACGGCAGAGUUGUAUUCAAUCACGUCAAGGAACCGCAUACCACGUGCCAGGUGUUCGUUGAUCAAUUACAAUAUUGCGAAACCUACCUUCCUCCUUAUAAGUCGUGCAAAAAGAUGACAUCUACUCAGUAUAAAAAGUGA